GGACGCAGACCUGUGUUCACUGUGUCUAACAUCUUUUUGAUUAUCGGAAACAUUGGUUCAGCACUAUCUAUCAAUAUUGGGAUGUUAAUUGGUUUUCGCGUUACGAUGGCUAUCGGUUCCGCUGCUAGCAAUGCGCUGGGUGCUGGUAUAAUCAUUGAUGUUUUUGAAGACCACGAAAAGGGCAAAGCACUCUCCUGGUAUGCUUCUAUAAAAAUACUAUCUGUAAUGUGUAGCCCUUUACUUGGCGGUGCAAUGGCACAGUACCUUGGUUGGCGAAGCAUUUUUUGGCUUUUUGUAACAAGCUACGGAUUAUUGGGUCUUACUAUCCUUAUCUUUCUCCCCGAAACCAACCACUACGCCCUUCAAAAACAAAUCGAGGAUGCUGUCGACGCAGAGAUUUCCAGCAGCAGCAAGAAAAAAUCAUGGGCAAAAAUGAUCAAUCCAUUCUCUUCAUUGAAACUGCUCAGAUUCCCAAAUAUGCUACUCUGCUGUCUAUACUUGGGAGUUAUCAUUUCUUUCACAUGGGCGUACAGCACCCAGUAUCACUUUUCAUCGACAAUGGUUGGACUAUUUUAUCUUGCUGGAAUAGCAGGAAAUACAGCAGGUACAUACUUGGGCGGUCUAAUGUCAGACCGUAUCUACAUGCGUCGAGUCGGCAAGGCAAAGGAAGAGGAUAAGCAAGUCUAUCCAGAAAUGAGGUUGAGUCAAUCUAUAUUAUUUGUGGCAGCUUUUUCAAUGGCUACCUUAUUUUCCGCGUAUGGAUGGUGUAUUCAAAAGGAUGUGCACUUUUCGGCAGGAAUUGUCUGUCAAGGUCUUGGUAAGAGCUAUUGCGGUUCGGAUUAA
Molecule: messenger RNA, 843 nt
Organism: Zychaea mexicana
Lineage: Eukaryota; Fungi; Mucoromycota; Mucoromycetes; Mucorales; Lichtheimiaceae
Product: major facilitator superfamily domain-containing protein
Exons: 4
Biological process (GO): transmembrane transport
Molecular function (GO): transmembrane transporter activity
Source: RefSeq, a predicted model, not a curated record